AUGCUCGCCGUUCACCGUCCUUCCUCCGCCGUAUCCGACGGAGACUCCGUUCAGAUUCCGAUGAUGAUCGCUUCCUUUCAAAAACGUUUUCCUUCCCUCUCACGCGACUCGACCGCCGCUCGUUUCCACACGCACGAGGUGGGUCCCAACCAGUGCUGCUCCGCCGUCGUCCAAGAGAUCUCCGCCCCUAUCUCCACCGUAUGGUCCGUCGUCCGCCGCUUCGACAACCCGCAAGCCUACAAACACUUUCUCAAAAGCUGCAGCGUCAUCGGCGGAGACGGUGGAAACGUCGGUAGCCUCCGUCAAGUCCACGUCGUCUCCGGCCUCCCUGCCGCGAGCUCCACCGAGCGUCUCGACAUCCUCGACGACGAGCGACAUGUCAUCAGCUUCAGCGUCGUCGGUGGGGACCACCGGCUCUCUAACUACCGAUCCGUCACGACUCUCCACCCUUCUCCGAUCUCCGGGACUGUCGUUGUCGAGUCUUACGUCGUUGAUGUGCCUCCGGGGAACACAAAGGAAGAGACAUGCGACUUCGUUGACGUUAUCGUACGAUGCAAUCUCCAGUCUCUUGCUAAGAUAGCUGAGAAUUCUGCGGCGGAGAGCAAGAAGAAGACGUCCCUGUGA
This is a messenger RNA of Microthlaspi erraticum, 624 nucleotides long. The record is from the annotation of a GenBank genome assembly. Lineage: Eukaryota; Viridiplantae; Streptophyta; Magnoliopsida; Brassicales; Brassicaceae.